AUUUACGCCUCGUUCCGUGAUGUGACGUUGUACAGGAACAUGGCGCUUUGGAGGGGAGCAGUUUCAUGAUAGUCAGGGCAAUUGAUUAAUUUCCUUUAGCUAUGUUCUUUUAAAUAACACUAAGGUACAUACACCAAAUAUGAUAGGUCGUGAAAGGUAAUCGCUCCUUUUGUCUCUAUGGACAACGGAACACUACAUUUCGUAGCGGUGUUUGCUGUCGUCAGCUGAAACUGUUAGCAUUGACAUGCUAGCUUAAGCUAGUUAGCUGGCUCACAGUAAGUAGCUACCGUUAAACAGACAGAAAAUAUGCUUGUGUAUGUAGCCUACACUGGCGUUAAAUUGAUUAUCAAUGAUUAGAACACGUUAUUUAGCAUCACAUAAGCCAUUUAUUGUUUAGGACGACGAUUCCAAUUAGCUAACAUUUUGUUAGCUAAGCUAGGAGGAUGAAGAGCCGCCAUGGAUAUGUUUUGUUGCUGGCCAGUGGGAUUUUCCUGUCGGUGUGUUGGCUGUCUGAAGGUGCCCCGCUUCAGUAUCCUCACAAAUCAGGGGGAAGCACAGGGGACACGUUUUCUGUGUCUCUCUACCUGUCCCUGGUGGUGUCGCUCACGGCGCUUAUGGCCUUGGUGGUGUUGCUAGUGAAUUGUGUGACCUGCUGCAAGGAAAGGGAGAUCAACUUCAAGGAGUUUGAGGACCACUUUGACGAUGAGAUCGACUUCACUCCACCAGCAGAGGACACACCUUCUAUGCAGUCCCCCGCCGAGGUGUACACCCUCGCUGUGUCCCCUGUGGCCCUGCCUGGACCCCCACACCUCCAACCUCCUGUCCACAUCACAGAGGGAUCUACAGGCGUCCAGGUAGCACGUCACAGUCUGAGUUACAUCCAAGAGAUCGGCAAUGGCUGGUUUGGCCAGGUCCUUCUGAGUGAAAUCUACACAGAUCCAGGUGGAGCCAGAGUGGUGGUGAAGGAGUUAAAAGCUAAUGCAAGUGCCAAGGAGCAGAAUGAUUUCCUGCAGCAGGGGGAUCCAUACAGAGUGCUACAGCACCCAAACAUCCUCCAGUGCCAGGGACAGUGCGUCGAGGCCAUUCCCUUCUUGCUUGUCUUCGAGUACUGUGAAAUGGGGGAUUUGCGGGGCUUUCUGUCUCAGCAGGAUUGGAUGUUCAGAAAUGCUGAGUUGCUGCAGCUACAGAGGAUGGCCUGUGAGAUCGCUGCUGGUGUCACUCACCUUCACAAACACAACUUCCUGCACAGUGAUUUGGCUCUGAGGAACUGCUACCUGACGGGAGAUCUUACAGUCAAAGUGGGAGACUAUGGAAUUGGACCCUACAGAUACAAGGAGGAUUACAUCAUCACAGAAGAUGAUGUGUUUGCACCCCUUCGCUGGUUGGCUCCUGAGCUGGUGGGCGAGCGCCAUGGGGGUGUGAUUACUAUGGAGCAGACUAAGCACAGCAAUGUUUGGGCCUUGGGGGUCACAUUGUGGGAGCUUUUUGAGAAUGCUGCUCAGCCGUACCCGCAUCUGUCUGACCGGGAGGUUCUCCGUCAUGUGAUCAAGGAGCAACAAGUCAAACUCUUUAAGCCACAGCUGGAGCUUCCUUAUUCCGACAGAUGGCACGAGGUCCUGCAGUUCUGCUGGCUAUCUCCAGACAAGCGGGCCACGGCAGAGGAAGUGCACCGUUUGCUUAUCUACCUGCGCAUGCAAGGCCAGAAGGACAUAGAAGAAGACUUUGACCAACGCUGGGAUGCUCUCAAGCCUAACCCUACCGCACGGCAGACCACCGUUAGCCACUCCUCUUUCCCAAUCCUGGAACAGUUUGCUGAUGAUGCCCUGCGACAAGAGAUCGACGAAGUUCUUACCGUCACUGAAACGAGCAAAGGUCUCAGCUUUGAGUAUGUUUGGGAGGCAGCCAAGCACGACCACUAUGAAGGCAACCAUGGGCGUUCAGGCUUGGACACAACAUUGAACUAUCACAGCAUGUUCUUUCCUGUUUCCACUGAAGACAUCCAGGCCCAUUUCCCCGAUCCUGCUGCCAGAGCAGCGGGCACAGAAAGUGGUAACACUCCUUCAGGAAUUCCUUGCAUUGUACCAGUGUUUGACGCACAAAAGCCAACUAAUGGAAAUGAAUAUUACAUACAACUAGAAGAACAAGGAGAAGUUGAAGAAGAUGAAAAUAGAGGGCAAGACAUGGACUUCAGUUCAGGCCGUCAAGACUUUGUUGUUCUUCAAGAUGUCCGUCUAGAUGAGUCUAGUACCGAUGCUGAUUUCUUCCACCAAAGUAUUGACUCCAAGGAUUCCUAUUUACCAGACAGCCACAUCUGGUCGUCUCUUGAAAAUGAUAGUCCAUACCACACCAACAUUUUCACAGACGGGGGGUCCAAGCAUGAGGACUCUCCUUCCUGGAGACGGGGUUUUAUGGAGCUUCCAGAGCGCAAUGGCAACCCUUUCCAUAACAUUGCCCCUUUAGAAGUCCAGGAGGUGGAUACAGAUAAAAGCUAUGGGGAUUCUUUUUUUGGUGAUUGUUCAGAAGCCCCUCAUCCGACGGAUUCUGUGGAAGUGGAGGAGGAGAACAUAGAUGUAAAGGGGCUUCUCCACAAUGAAAAACUAGCCGACAACUUUAUGUUUCUCAAAGACCAGCACCUGAUGAAAGACAGAAGUUUCUCAAGUCCACAGGAUAAUUAUCUUCUACCUGGUCUAGCCCACGAACCAGAAGAAAGAUUCAAAAUGAGUUCUUGGGACAAUCUUGAGAAUUUAGGCAGCUUAAUCACAGCAGACACUUAUUUAAAACCUGCAGCAAGUAGCACAUCCUCAAGACAGGAAUUUUUAGACUCUCCGAGUACCAGCCUGGGGGAGUUAUGUCCCUCUCAGGUAGAAAAUGAAACAUUGGUGCCUUUCAUUACAGUGGUCACAGAAGAUAACACGAGCAACCAGCUGCCAGUUAGAAAUUGUUCUUCCACCGAAGACCUUGGUCCACUGCAAUCCUCAGACAGAGGUAUAGACUCUGGUUUUGAUUCUACCUCAGAGAGGUUUGAGGGGAUCAUCAGUUUAACUGAUGAACACACCCCUGCAUUUUCUGAAAGUGCCACUACAGACUCAUUGUGCACAGAUGCCAAAAUUCCCAGCCUUGAAGGCGACCCUGGUACCUCAAAGGAUAAUGUUCAGCCCAUAGGAAGUGAAAUACCUGAAAACUCAGACAACAGACACAAUGAAGACCUCACAAGUAACGAUCUGUUGAGUGAACUAAUUGAGGAUGCAGAUAUAGAGCUGGAAACCACUCUGUCUGACCAUGAAGAGUCCUUUAUGGAUGCUAAUGGGCACCCUAUCGUCAGAUCGUCCCUCUUGGUCUCUGGGCCUUCUUUGGACCAGAUCAGCCAGGACAGUUUAUUGGAAGACAGCAUGUCCACCACUCUGCCAACUGUGGAUAAUUCAGCCGAGACACCAGACUCUUUAGACUCUCUUGACAUCCACAGGCUCUGUGAGCAAGGAGAAGAGCUAAGUGCUCAAAUAGCCCAACACAAACUCCAGCCUCCUUACAAAAUAUCCGACAGUGGGUAUGAGACGGAGAACCUGGAGUCUCCUGAGUGGAACUCUCAGCCUAAUGCUAUAGACCAAUCCCCUGUAAAAAAUGGCAUGAGUGUUGCCGAAGAAGAGGAGGAGACGGAGGAGCUCGCAGCUGCAACAAAUCUGCUUCCACCAGAAAUCAUCAUUUCUGAUGUAGAGGGUGUGCUGGAUGCUCACAGUGAGGAUCCCAGCGAGGGCCAGCAACCAGAUCACGUAGCUCCUCCUGAGGAGCCAGUCAUGGGCAGUAAUUACAGAGACUCGGCCUACUUCUCAGACAAUGAAUCAGAACCUGAGAAAAAGUCUGAAGAAUCGGUAGCGGGAGGUUCUGGUGAAGUCACGUGGUUGAGGAACUCUACUGUAGCGUUCAGCGGGGCUGCUGGAGGUCCAGCGCUCGAGGUCAACGCGGAGAGAGAUGUGGAUUCUUUAUUUUCUCAGCAAGAAUCUUCUGAAGCACAGGCCAAUGGAGAAUCAUCCGCUCCUCGUGUUGGGGACAUAUUACCCGCAGAUUCAGAUAUCGCAGAGAAAUUGGGGAAGGCAACAGAGGCGACAAACAGUCAUAAUGAAGAUGGAAACAAACCAGAGUUCUUCAAAGACGCCACAUCUCCUGAGCAACCACCAGAAGAUGUAGAAACUUUAACUCCUCUUCCUCCUGUUGCCCCAUCAAAGCCAGUACAGGAGAGCUCAGGUCACGCUAAACUAACCAGGACCUACGCGAGUGAUAGUCAUAAAAUAAGAGAGCCGGACAUGGAGGGGCGUUACCUGGGGAGGCGGGAUGGCUCUGGUUCAGAUGCACAGGAGGACGGCAUGGAUGCGGACGAGGAGGACGAGAACAGCGACGACUCUGAUGAUGACAUCCGUGGAUACCAGCUACACAGCUCCAGUUCAGAAAGCGAGGAUGAUGCCGUGCAUCAGGUGCCAGUUAUUGUCUCAGAUGACCGCAGUGCAAGGAACCUGAAGAGCUUGUUGAAGCCCACCACGCUGAACAUCGAGGCGUCCUCUUCCCCGUUUUCUGCGAGGGACAAUGCGGUUAACUCCAGAAGAGCGGUGUCGUUCUUCGAUGAUGUCACUGUCUACCUGUUUGACCAGGAGACCCCCACCAAGGAAUUGGGUGACCACUCCUCACACAAUCAGGCCCCAGAGUUCAGCAGCCCACUGCCCACUGCCAGCUACCUGAAUCGGUUCGCCAACUCUGAGAGCUCCACCGAUGAAGAAGGCGGUGGAUUUGAGUGGGAUGAUGACUUCUCCCUCGCACCUGCCUUCCUGCCCAAGACGGACAAAGACUCCGUAUCAAAGACAAUGUCCUCCUCUGCAGCAUCUCGCUUUUCCUCUCCGCCCCCUGCAACAGGGCGCGUACUGGAGUCCAGCUGGAACAGCUCCUCAAACUACUCCCGUUUCUCCAUCUCACCGGCCAGCAUCGCUAGCUUCUCCCUUACACAUCUCACCGACUCUGACAUCGAACAAGAAGGAAGCAGUGAAGAUGGAGAAAAGGACUAGUGUGAUAUAUUAUCAUCACACUAUUGAAAAAUGAACCUAUACUCGCACUUUUUGGAAAUGGAGAACGGCUGAAUAAAGACAAAUGACGCGGUUUGUGGGUCAAACCGUGGAUGCUUCUCUCAGGCAGAACUGUUCUUUACAUACAUGGAGAUGGCCAUGAGAACAACCACUUUCAGCAAAUAAGACGGGCGAGGCCCAUCUCCGGUCUGAGCCACAUCACCUCUCCAGCUACAUCAGUGUGUGUGAUUUCAGUUCAGUGCAAUUCUACUUAAAAAAAAAAAAAAAAAAAAAGUUUCUAAAUGUUUGCUUUAAAAACUCAUCAAGCGCAUUCCAGGUGUUUGGCUGCUUCUUUUUAUUGUGUGUCGAAGUGCACUCAUUUUCCAGGAUUUUUGCAUCACCAAAAAAAAAAUAACUUUAUGCUCUGAAUUCAGCACACUGGGCUGGGUAACGUAUCACUACAGCCAAAUAGGAAUAAGCUAUUUGAUUUCAGCAGACCUAGAACUGAAGAUUCAAGCUUUUUCUCAAACUUUUGUUCAUUUUGCUCCUUCAUGUUGUGCGAUUAUUUCAGUGGUUGCCUCUUUUGGAAGAGUGCUUUUGUUUUUUCGUAACCUCUUGUUGGGUGUUAUUAGUCACAUUCUUCUAAUCGGAGAAAAUCUAUGUGUGGUAUCCUUCUGUAGCAGCAUUUGAAUAUAAAGGGUUGACAUGUAGUCUUUACUAAACAUCCUUCAUCUACAGAGGUGACACACUGUGUGUUCCUUUAUUGGUGUUUGAAAGGAACAUUCACAGCAAGUAGUUUCAUAUUUUUGAGACGUCUCAGUAAGAAUUGUUGGUGGUAUUAGACAAGGAUUGUCAUAUUCAUCCUUACAGAGUUGAUCCAAGUGAAAGACGGUUGUGAGGAAAAAAAACUUAAAGACAAGUUGUACAUUUUGUAAUGCUUAAUUUUAUGCUCUGAAAUGUGCAGGAAGUUGCUCGGAUGGUUUUGACUACUUGUCACUGGGUCUUCUCGCAGUGCCUGUGAUGCUGUAAAGACAGCUGCACUCCUCCAUUUAAUAUCACGACAUUUCCAAAUCGCACGUUUAGUGAGAUUGUGUAAAAAGUGGGAGAUUUUAUUUUUAAAUGUCAGAAUGAAGAAAUGUUAAUGAGCUGUUUGUAAACAAAUGUGCAAUGAAUUUCAUUAAUUAGUUGAAUUAUGAGUUGAUGGGACGACCCGGCGUUUCUUCAGUAAUGUGCAGGGAUUUAAGCUUCACAAAAACUCACGACUAGAACAAAACACUACGGCAUUUAUCAGUGUCAUGAACAGUAAUCUGCCUUUUUUUUUUUUUUUUUUACACUUUGUGUCAAACUCAAUUAACCUGUUCGGAUGUCAUUUUCUCUCUUAAGGACCCCUCGUCCAGUUGAAUUCUUGAGCAUUUUCGUCAUUGUAUCUUAUCAUUUGCAGGCCAUACGUCGUCUCUGUGGCUGUACAGGGCUGUCUGGGGAUGUGUGUGUGUAUAAUGAUCAGUUUCUGUAUAGAAGCAUAAUGCAAACCGUUCUGGAUCAACAUAUGCUUUCCCUCCAGGGUUCUUUCGUGUACAGCUUAAAAAAAAACAACAAGUUCUUCGAAACUGUAGGUUACACAGUUACUGUAUGGUUCUUCAAACACCUUAAACAUUUUGUC
Molecule: messenger RNA, 6705 nt
Organism: Cottoperca gobio
Lineage: Eukaryota; Metazoa; Chordata; Actinopteri; Perciformes; Bovichtidae
Gene: lmtk2
Product: lemur tyrosine kinase 2
Biological process (GO): protein phosphorylation
Molecular function (GO): ATP binding; protein kinase activity
Source: RefSeq, a predicted model, not a curated record